Messenger RNA from Cydia pomonella (codling moth), 1864 nucleotides. Its product is annotated as tonin-like. The record is from RefSeq and is a predicted model, not a curated record. Bases 1057 to 1836 code for a protein of 259 amino acids. Gene Ontology annotation, molecular function: serine-type endopeptidase activity. Gene Ontology annotation, biological process: proteolysis. NCBI's taxonomy places the organism in Eukaryota, Metazoa, Arthropoda, Insecta, Lepidoptera, Tortricidae. The transcript is spliced from 5 exons.
GAGUGAGAGUACAUGAUGCCGAUUCUUCAGUUUAAGAAUCGGCAUCAUGUACCGAACUAAGGUAAUCCACUUGUUGUGUAACAAUGUGCCUCUGGAAUAUUUUCAAAAUUGCGAAAUCACUACAAAGGAAAUUUAAAAUGAAGAUUGAAACUUUCCGUUUCCAAAAUAUAAAUUUGCAAAUAAUUUUCCAGAAUAUACUUAAUAUCUGAGAACCGACUUGAGUUCAAUUAUGACAUGCAAAUCUUGCCUUGGCAUAAUACCUAACUUACAUAUCGUCACCCUCUCGGUUUACCUUUUUAAACUAUUACACGUGUUAACUACAAUUUUUUUUCGGGUACCUAUGUAUAGGUACUAUGCGAAAGUGUUUAGUUAGUAGUUUGUCUAUACGUUAUGUUUGUACUUAAAAACAACAAAUAAUUGGUUAGGUAAUAAGCUAUUUAGUUGCAUACCACAUUGCACAUGCCUAAAGCAUGAACAUGUGUCAUUCAUUAUACGUGUGAAACAAAAAUGUAAGCGUAUUAAAAUAUGUACAAUAUAUGUACAUAAUAUACUUAAUACGAGUAACUAUAAACCAAUUUAACACCCUUACUGCAACGAAGCAUUCACUCCGUAUCAUUAUCUAUCAUCAUAGCGUAUCGUUGUGGUGGUCGUUAUGUGGAUUAGUGCCCUGUAUCUACCUAGGUCGAGCGAUCGCGAAGCCCGAGCGAAGUGUCUUAUUUUCAACUUGGGUUUUAAUGCUUUCGUAUAUCCGGCUGUUCUCUAAAAGCUGUAUUUUUCAAACAAUUCUUUGAAUAUUUGUAAGCAGCUUCGAUAAUUGAAGUAUUUUUCUAUCGGUUUCGUAAAACUUGAGCAAAAUGGCAGAGCCAUGGCGUUCGCGACGUUGACAGUUCACUGAUCUAUUCUAAAUAAGUAAUAUUGUUUAUAACUAUUAGGCCAUAACUGCCAUAAGUAUAGGUUUGGGUAGACGGUGCGUUUUGUACGGGUUAAUAAGUUUAAUGUACCUAUAUAUAUGUAUAUUAAAUGGUGAGCACCUGAUUAUUCUGCUACUGAACCAAAAUGUUGCUGCUUUCUCUUAUUUGGUUUAACGUGUUAUCUACACUUUAUGCUUAUCAACGCAUCAAUGCCGGUGAUGAAUUAUCGUCUCGUAUUUUGUACGGGGCAAGGGCAAACAUAACUGACUACCCAUUCUUCGCCGCUCUCUCAAAUUGUGGGGCUGCCAUCAUCUCGGAUAGAUGGUUAGUCACAGCAGCCCACUGCGUUAUUAGUAACAGAGGCCCGGUAUGGGUAGGGGGCAACAAUAUCACAAGUAGCCAGCGCUACACAUACGACAAAGCCGUCGUCCAUCCUCAAUACCAGGAAAUUAUUUUUUCAAUUCCUAUCAAUGAUAUUGCGCUGCUAAGGUUGUCCCGGCCGUUGGCGUUCAGCAACACUGUUAAAGCAAUAAAGCUACCAAAACAAGACUAUGAACGAAAUACAAUCCAUGCAUUUGCUGGGAAGGGUACAAACGAGAGGAAGGAAAGAUCCAACUACCUGAUGACAAUGAAUGUCCGCCCUGUAAAACAAGAGGAGUGUUUAUCUCAUGUAUCUAUUUGGCUGCGUUCCCAUUUGAAACCAUAUUUAGAUUACAUGUCUAAAGUCACUAUUUGCUCUGCAAGGACGGAAGACAAGCCUGGAAUUUGCUUUGGUGACUCCGGCAGUGCUCUCGUCCGUGACAAUACCCUCGUAGGAAUCGCGUCCUACAUAUCGGACACAAAUUGCACGACGGCUAAACUCGGCUUGUUCGCCAAUGUCGCUCCCUUCGUGAGCUGGAUAACGUCCAUCACUGGAAUCAAAUAAAAACCUUAUCUUUUUGGUACAGAACCCU